CCUUUCCCCUCCCCCUUUCCCUUCCCCCUCACACCCAGCUGUCUUUCUAGCAUGAUGCCCUUUUUCAUCCACAUUUGUGUUUCAGGUGUAGAGAGCAGAGAGUGAGCUGGGAGCGGGCUUUUGUCUAGCUGCUCUACUGCUUGCCAUUACCAAGGGUCUUUUCAGGCUUUCCACCCCAUCUUGCAAAGACCACCCCACACCCGCCCCCGCCUUUUCUUAUAAAGCCACUGAACUUUGGGAGAGGCUGGUCUCCCUGGACUGAAGAGAGAGAGUGCAAGGCCAGGACUGUUAAAGAUUCUCAAAAUGGUUUUUUACCCAGAUCUCUCUGGCUGGGUCAAUCAAGACCCAUUUCCAAACAAGGAAAUGGAGGGGAGGCUUCCUAAGGGAAGACUUCCUGUCCCUAAGGAAGUGAACCGCAAGAAGAUGGAAGAGAGUGAGGCUGCCUCUCUGACUCCACUUGGCAGCAAUGAAAGCCACUCUCCACGAAUCAGUUACCUCCACUCUUCUUAAAUGUAAAACACCUCCAUUUGUAUUACAUAUGGUGUAUGGGUAUUGAUGAGGUUAUGGUAAUCAUAUAUGGGAUUUUUUUCUGUGUAAAUCAUCAAGUAUAAGAAGAAAAUAUGGGACUCUGAGCCUUGCUUUAGAGAAUUUACAGUGGACUAAUGGGUAUCAUCAAACCAGUUUUUAAUCAUUCAGACUCAAGUGAAAACGCUCAGAAUUUCACACUGUGAAUCCACGUUUACAAACCUUACAGGUGGGCCUUCAGGCCUGGUUCGCUGCAAUGACGUCUUCCACAACUCAAACUUCCACUGCUCUCACACAACCGGUCCACUCCUGUCAUUCAUUCACACAGCUCCUGACUGCUACUUGCAGAGGCUGAGAGUCCCCCUUUUUAUUUUUAUUUUUCAUUUAGAUGUAACAAACCGAGUAGUUUAUGUUCAUCAAUUGUCUGUAUAUCUCUAUAUUUUAUCCAUGUACUCUUUUGAUGUAUAGAAGUAGUUUGAAACUCAUUGUUUCCUUGUGGUAAGUGACCGAGAUGCUGCCACAGGACCUGAGACACUGAUGAAUGGUGCUAUUUUGGACUUUCAACAUGCUCCUUGGCGAGGUAGCUCUGAUGGAGUUAUUUUUUAUUUCCAUGUUCUAAGAAAGGUAUUGGUACUCUGUUUCCCUGAAUGUUGUUCUCUAGACUGGACUGACUUGUUUUCCUUGUGUCUUCAGUGUGGCUUUCUUCUUCAGCAUUGUAGGUUGAGUGAAUGCUACCAGAGAGAGAGUGAGAGAGACUCACAUCUCAUUGGCUGGCACUCAUGGGUGUGCAGUCACUGUUACGGGAGCAAUCACAAAACUGUAAUUUAUUUACCAAAUCUCUUCCUUUUGGUAGCACAGCCUGCCUAACUUAGAGAAAGAAAAGCAAUAAUUUAACAGCCAUUUUUUUUAGAUGUCUCUUUUGGUUAUUGUUGUUCAAAAAGAGCUUUGGGGGGAAAAGGGCAAACUCCUCUUUUAUUAUUAUUUUAAUAAAUGCCCUGUUGGGGGGGGGGGGGCGGGGGGACCAAAAACCUAGUAUCCGAGAAUGGAGAUGAAAAUUGCACCUUUCCUAAAAAUUAAGUUGGAAAAAAAAAUGUCUCUACAAAAUAAAAUUAAAGAAAAAAAAGGCAGAGCGCUCUUUUCUGGCAGUUUUAAUAAGCAAGGAAUACAGAUUUUACAUUUUUGUCCUUGCUCCCAGUGAAAUGAAUUAACAAAAACUACAAUCAAACUAAUACCAUCUAUUCACGGAAUGUUGUGUUAGCCAGUCUGAAAGCCCACCUUGAGUUUUUAUAUAACUGUCUUUUAGCUCUUUCCUGACAGGACAGGCUUAUUCUGAACUGUUCUGCUUCUGACUGUUAGAACCCACAGUGCAUGCACCAGGCUUCCUUCUCUUCUUGCUCCUCCUUUUGCCUGAGUUUCUUGUGCAAAUUCUUCCCUCCCUCCUUUAUUAGGAUAGGUAUAUUGGCUUUGUAAAUAGAGCAAGAAAACAGUAUUGUGCAUCUGUGGCAUUUAUGUAGAGUUGCAGUUGUGUACUGCUGAAAAAUGCAGGCUCUUGUAACAGUGUGAUCUUUACUGAUGCACUCAUGAUAAGUACCCAAUGUAUUUUAGCUAUUUUAGUAGUAUUUGUUCAAUAAAUAUGCUAGCUGUAAGGUAA
Molecule: messenger RNA, 2176 nt
Organism: Erinaceus europaeus (western European hedgehog)
Lineage: Eukaryota; Metazoa; Chordata; Mammalia; Eulipotyphla; Erinaceidae
Gene: NREP
Product: neuronal regeneration related protein
Exons: 5
Coding region: 304-510 (68 amino acids)
Biological process (GO): axon regeneration; regulation of neuron differentiation; regulation of transforming growth factor beta receptor signaling pathway
Cellular component (GO): nucleus; cytoplasm
Source: RefSeq, a predicted model, not a curated record